This is a messenger RNA of Symbiodinium sp. CCMP2592, 1626 nucleotides long. The record is from the annotation of a GenBank genome assembly. Lineage: Eukaryota; Dinophyceae; Suessiales; Symbiodiniaceae.
AUGCAGACUUUGGCGGCGUCCGAGGAGGGGCUUCCUGCACUCAAAUUUGUCGUUCGCGACCGAGCGCACCGGAUGCGAAGUGUUCAGAAGCAGACAUGGGAUGCACUCGCCGGCCUCUGCACUCUUCUCCCCAUCCUCGUUACGUCCGAGGGAAGCGUCUGCCGGCAGCUCGAGAACUCCCGCAAGCUAGGGCUGCUGUGGGAGGCCUCUCAGAGAGCAAAGCCCUCCCAGUUCACUGGUGCAUUACGCAGUUUUUCCUUCUGCAUGCAACGUUUCGAGUCCGCGUCGAUGCCUCUCUACAAGAUCCUGCGGACGCUUCCCGCUUUGUACGAGUUCUUGGCCCGAGUAUGCAAAGACGGGGACCUCGAGGACGAGAAGUGGGCCCGAAAUGUGCUCGAGCAGCUCACCGGCACUGGGGCAGGCGCAGCCAUCGUUCGAUGUGGCAUCGUGUCCGAUGCCAUGUUGACGUGCAACCGCUUCCUUAGACUUUGCGACAAGGCCGAUGAUGAUGCUUGCCUGGCAGGUUCGCAGGCAGCCGAGGUGAUGCAUUCCAUGAAGCAUCUCUUCUAUGAAGGAGCUUUGCUCGAGGCCCAGGAGAGCAUGACGCUCCAAGCCAUGCGUACGAUCCAGGAAGUGGGCUCUGUGCGAGUACUUGCCCGAAGAACUGCUGGGGCACGAGGUGCAAGGCCAGAGCACAUACUGCCAGUAUGGAACGACUCCAGUGAGCAAGCUAUCAAGAAGGACAUGAAGCGCGUGUACAAGAUUGUUGAUGCUUACUUUCGUUCCAACUUUCCGCACUGGGAUUACAUGAACUCGUUGAGCGCACUCGACCUUCACGCGAAGUUAAGUAUGACUCAAAGAAAGAGUCUUGUAGCCAGAAUGGCAAAGCAAUGGGGCUUGAAUGCUGACGCUUUGUGGCCCUUUGAUCGCAGGAACCAGCUGGUGGGCAAUGCGACCGAGACUGAUGUGGGAAAUGGUUUGUUUGCCCGAGCUUUGUGGCACGCUCGCAAUCCCAGCCAACAGCCAUCAAAGGAUGCAUGGGUUUGCGCCUUGUCCGAGUUGCGCAAAGGACAGGUGCAGCAAAGGCCCGAUGCUGUAAAACUGGUGAAGCACGCCCUGACAUUCAUGACAUCCACCUGCAAUGUGGAGCGAUGGUUGCACGAAAUCGGUUUGACCGAGCACAAAAGCCGAGCACAUCACCUGAAUGUUUACCGGCUGGAGGAUGCUGUCAAACUCAAUGUGCAAAACAUGAAAGGCAGGUGCUCGGUCAUGCAGGCGGACUACUUGACCACAAGUGCGUCCGAGAGUCAGCAGCGAGGCGUGCGGUGGCAAGCAUCGGAUUUUGGGCUGCGAGCGCAAAGAGCUUAUGCAGAGUACUUCGGAGACAGGGAGCUGCCAGCCCGAGACCUGUUGGCCAUGCAAGAUCGCAGUGACAAGCCGAGGCUGGCACCUUUGAGGGCGUCGUCCGAGAAGUCACUCAACAGCCAGCUGAAACGGCAUAAGGAAUCCUUGGAUUCCGCUGUGUCCCAGCGAUGCAAGAAGCCAAAGAUCAUGUCCGAGAUGGUGGCGGCUGCAGAGGACUUUGCAAGCAGUGUCUCGGCCUGGACUUCCGAUAGCUGGAUGUAG